This is a messenger RNA of Ochlerotatus camptorhynchus, 1304 nucleotides long. Its product is annotated as cathepsin B-like. Gene Ontology annotation, biological process: regulation of catalytic activity. The transcript has 2 exons. Gene Ontology annotation, cellular component: lysosome. NCBI's taxonomy places the organism in Eukaryota, Metazoa, Arthropoda, Insecta, Diptera, Culicidae. Gene Ontology annotation, molecular function: cysteine-type endopeptidase activity. The record is from RefSeq and is a predicted model, not a curated record. The coding region runs from base 98 to 1120 and encodes 340 amino acids.
AUGCAAGGAAGUCAGCUGAAAAGCUAAGGUAUACGUUUUUCGAAUCAAUAAUCAUUAUUCACCGAGUUGCAGCUGAGAAUUAAAACAAAGAGAAACAAUGAAGCAAUAUCUGCUCGCGGUAGCAGCCGUGGCACUACUGCUCGCCACCGAUCAUGCCCAAGCCCAGAGGCAGCGCUUACAUCCGCUGUCGGAAAAGUUCAUCGAACAGAUCAACAGCAAGGCGACGACCUGGCGAGCGGGUCCUAACUUUUCCCCGGAAACGUCCAUGAGCUUCAUCCGUGGGCUGAUGGGAGUCCACAAGGAUGCGGACAAGUUCAAGCCUCCACUAUACGUGCACGAAAUCGAGGACGACGAGGACCUCCCGGAGAACUUCGACUCACGUGAGCAAUGGCCGAAUUGCCCCACCAUUGGGGAGAUCCGCGAUCAGGGAUCCUGUGGAUCAUGCUGGGCGUUCGGAGCCGUGGAAGCCAUGUCCGAUCGUAUCUGCAUUCACUCCGAAGGGAAGGUCCACUUCCGCGUUUCUGCUGAAGACUUGGUAGCUUGCUGUCACACGUGCGGUUUUGGAUGCAAUGGUGGAUUCCCGGGCGCCGCCUGGAGCUACUGGGUCCGCAAGGGACUGGUCAGUGGCGGUCCGUUCGGAUCGGAUCAGGGUUGCCAACCGUACGCAAUUGCACCGUGUGAACAUCACGUCAAUGGAACGCGUCCAUCGUGCGAGGGUGAAGGCGGUAAGACUCCGAAGUGUGUCAAGAAGUGCCAAGCCAGCUACAAUGUCCCCUACGCCAAGGAUAAGCGGUACGGAAAGUCGUCCUACUCGAUUGGCAGCCACGAACAGCAGAUUCAGAAGGAAAUUAUGACCAAUGGUCCGGUGGAGGCUGCCUUCACGGUUUACGAGGAUCUGCUGAACUACAAGGAAGGUGUCUACCAGCACGUGACGGGCAAGAUGCUCGGCGGUCAUGCGAUCCGUAUGGUCGGCUGGGGUGUGGAGGAGGGAACCAAAUACUGGCUGAUUGCCAACUCGUGGAACAGCGACUGGGGCGAUAAUGGAUUCUUCAAGAUUCUGCGCGGAAAGGAUCACCUGGGUAUUGAGAGCUCUAUCGCCGCUGGGUUGCCAAAGAUUUAAGCACGCGGAAGGGUAAAGGUGAAACAGGUAACUUUACGAGACUUGAGGUAGCGAGUAUUGCAUCAUUCCAGUUGAAAGGAGGGAGAGGGAGAAUUAUGGUUUUCCUAGUAGACAUUAUGAGGCUCAUUUUUAGCGGUAGCAGUGCGGAGUUUCACUGGUUAAUAAAGAUCACAUUAGAUGAUAA